GCUAUAAGUUUACAUUACUUAUCAAAAAAAUAAAUAUAUUAAUUUAUGGAUAAUUAAUACAUUUCAAACAAGGAUUUGACAGAAAUAUCACCAUCAAAUGACUCUGGCUUAACUACUGAUGUCUCAGUAUGUGAUGUAACUUUUCAACUUAAUAAGGACUCACCGGAUCGUUGUCAGUCAAACAAUGAAUUGAAUGAGUUAGACAAAACAAUUCUUCAGAAAACUGAAGUCUCAAAUAAAUUUAUAAAUUAUAUAACAAAUACUAUUGAUAACACAUUAAAUCCAAUGGAUGAUUCAAAUACAGACAGGAGAAAAGUCACAAUUAGUGAACCAUCAGAUAAGCUAAGUCAAGAUAUUCAAUUAAAAGCUGAACAAAUUCUUACUGAUUUACGUUCAUUACCAUUGAAUUAUCCUAUAAAAAGAAAAAGAAAGCCUAAUAUGAAAAAUUUAAGUUCAACUGCACUUAAUAAAAAUAAACAUGAAGAUGAUGAAAUCGGAGAUCUAGAUGAUAAUGAUGUAACUGCUCUAUUAUCUGAUGGUGGAGAUGAUGAUAGUAGUGAUGAAUAUAAGGAAACAUUACAACUUAUAAAUGAUGAUAAUCAAAUGAAAUCACCGAAUAGAACUAGUUCCAAGAAGUUUGAAAAUAUACAACAUAAAUCUAAUUUAUUAAAUAUACGUUGUGAUAUGUUACAAAAAUAUAUUCAUUAUUUAGAAGCACGUAAAUGUUCAUUAGAACAUUCUAUUAUAGAAUUAAAUCAAUAUUUUGAAAGAAAUCAACAACAACAACAACGACAACAACAACAACAAAAUAAAAGAAAAGAAAAUGAAUGUAAAAUAGAUUCACAACAAUUUGAAGAAAUACUUACAAAUCAAAGUAUUGCAUUAAUUAGAGAAAAAGAACAAUCUACACAAUAUCGAUUAAAAUAUGAAUCAGUUGAAGCUGCACGUUUUGAAUUAAGUCAACAACUUCAAUUAACUUCAUCUGAAUAUGAUGCAGAUAAGAGAUUUUAUCAAAAACAAAUUAAACAAUUAGAAGAAGAAAUUCAAGAACGUAUCAAUAAGGCAAAUGAUAUUAAAUAUGUUAAUGAACAAUUACAAAAUGAAAUACUAAAUUUUAAAAGUCAAAUAAAUUCCCUUAAAGAGGAAUUAAAACAAAAAGAAUAUGAAAUGAAUAUGAUUGGUCAGUGUUAUGAUCAGAAAAUAAAGGAAGAAAAUGAACAACAUCAAUUAGAAAUUGUAAAAUUACAAAGAGAAAUAACCGACCUAUCAGAUAGAACUUCGAAAGCAUCUACAAAAUCUGAAUAUGAAAUUGAUACAUUAAAUACACAUUUAAGGAUAAGUCAAAAUAAAAUUCAUGAUUUAUUAUGUGAAAAAGAAUAUCUCUGUAAACAACUUCAAGAUAUUACUCAUAAAUUAAAUAUUAGUAGUCAAGAAAAAGAAGAACUACAAAAGAAAAUGGAUAGUGAGUUAUUGAAAACAAAACAAGAGAAGGAAAGUGAAUUCAUGGAAAUUCAAACAAAUUUAAAAGAUCAUAAAAGUAAACUAAAUGAAAUCCAACUAAAAUAUGAUACAGAUAUUGAAACAUUGAAGAGGAAUCAUGAAGUAGAAAUUGAAAAGUUAAAAAUUGAUUUGAAAGGAAAUGAAUCUUUGAACAAUCAACUUAAGUGUUAUAUCAAUACAUUGGAAAAUUGUAUUUAUAAUUCAACACAACAGAAACAAUUCUGUAAUGAACAAAUACAAACUGAUAUAUGCUUAAAACCAAUAGGAUCAAAUGAAGAGAGUCAAAAAUCAAACAAUUUGAAAGAUAUUUCUUCUGAGCCUAAGGUCCCGUCGACUAACUUCCCGAUUGUUAAUAUGAAUAACAAUUCGAAUUUGAAAUAUUUAACGAGUGUUAAUAAAUCUACAGAGACUAGUCCUGCAUAUUUAGAUUCAAUUAUGAAUAAUAAAAAUGUACAAUUGUCAAAACAUAAAGAUUAUCAACAGCUUAUUGAUAAUUAUGAAAAUAAAUUAUCACAUUUACACUUUUGUUUACAUCAAUUACAUCAUGAUUAUGAUUCAUUAAUUCAUUUAUUUAAUAAUACUAUUUAUGGAAUAAUUAAAUUUGGUAAUCGAGAAUGUAAUCGUUUUAGUAAAUUAUUAAAUAUAUCUAAUCAAGAAAUUGAAAUUCCUUCAUCAUUAUUACAUUUAAAAUUAUUUCAUCCAUUGAAAACAUUGAAUCAAAAUGGAAGAAUUUCAAAUUUAACUGAGAAUACUUUAAUUAUCAAGAGUUGGAUAAAUCCAUUGAUAGAUGUAAUUGGUAAAUUAUCAGCAUAUUGUAUAAGAAUAUGUGAUUUAAUUGAAUCACAACAAGAUCAUUUAGAAUGGCAAUCAGAAAAUGUUAAUGAACUUCGUGAUAUAACUAGAAAACAAAUUGAAAUGCAAAAUAAGCAAUUAAUAAAAACACGUAAAGCUAAUUUGAAUCGUUUAAGAAGUUGUUUAAAACAAAACCAGCAUAAUCCUUCAUUAAAUGAAGUAAAUAGUAUUUUAUCAAAGGAUCAUUCGGAUUCACAUCCUAUGGUAUACACUAAUGGUAAUUCAGAUAAAAAUAUUGGAUCAAAACUUGAUUAUAAUAUGUCUACAUUAAAAAAUUCAAUGUAUCCACUUAAAUCAGUCGAUUCGAAUCCAUACUUCAAUGAUAAUAUGAAUAAACUAAUAGAAACACAACAUCAUGGCUAUUCUCCAGUAUCUGGAGUGAAUGGAUCAUUUAAUAAAUCACCUCCACCACGUUUACUUCAUAAAAAUAGUAAUAUUUCUCCAUAUGAAAAUAUGAAAUGUUUCAAUAAUAGUGAAAACCCAUAUAAUCAAGAUGGUCAGUUUUAUUCAUCUUUAGAUAUAGAUACUUGUUUCACAAAAUGGUUAAACGCUGCUUAUCGUCGACAUACCUCCCAAUCUUCUUUGAUGUCAAAUAGACUACUAUCAAUGAAAUAAUUUACUCAGUAAUAAACCAAACAAAAUGUAUGAAGAUAAAACAAAUAAUCUUUUCAUCGAUUCAUGAAAACCUCUCAGAAUAAUCUUGGAGGCCUUAUUUAUUUUUUUGUACUUACUUUUAUAUUUUAAGCCAAUAUAUGAUUUAUUUGCUACCUAUUAUUAAUGUCCAAUCAUAGAUACAAUUAGUCAUGUGUUAAUAUGCACAUCAGUAUGAUGAGGGAAGAAUUUUACAAAAUGAUAAAGAUACUAAAUAUCUGUUGUUGUUUUUUCUACGAGAUAAACAGUAGGUCAUCAGUACUGUCUUCUCUGUUGAUUUUCUUAUCAUGAACAUUUCGUUUAGUUUAAUAGGGAUGUGAUUAACUUUAAGAUUUUCCUUCCUUUUCAUAUUAUCAUUUCUAUUCAAUUAGUUCAUAGACUGUACUUAUUAUUGUUUUUUGAUUACAUAACAAUUAUUUUUAUUUUCAAUGAAUUUACAUAGUGAAAAAAAGUAAUGACAUUGUAAUAAUUUAUGGCCUAUGAUGAAUGAAACAUUUUUUUUAAAUUUUAUAUGUUAUUUUCGAAAUGUUAUUGGAUUGGUGCU
Messenger RNA from Schistosoma haematobium, 3547 nucleotides. RefSeq lists its product as uncharacterized. Lineage: Eukaryota; Metazoa; Platyhelminthes; Trematoda; Strigeidida; Schistosomatidae. Bases 286 to 2967 code for a protein of 893 amino acids. The transcript is spliced from 16 exons. The record is from RefSeq and is a predicted model, not a curated record.